Paraphaeosphaeria sporulosa is the source of this 1650-nucleotide messenger RNA. RefSeq names its product MFS general substrate transporter. The transcript has 5 exons. Bases 1 to 1650 code for a protein of 549 amino acids. Gene Ontology annotation, molecular function: transmembrane transporter activity. Lineage: Eukaryota; Fungi; Ascomycota; Dothideomycetes; Pleosporales; Didymosphaeriaceae. The record is from RefSeq and is a predicted model, not a curated record. Gene Ontology annotation, biological process: transmembrane transport.
AUGACCGAAGAGAAUUCUUUGAGCGAGAAAUCAGGAGAUGCUGAACACGAGGCCAAAGAUGAGAGUGCGGCUGUCACAGGCACUGAGCCCGUCCAGUCUACUGAGUGGAAGCCCAGUCGAAGCGAAUGGCUCAUCUUUCUCAACCUGGCCAUCAUUUCCCUCAUAGUAUCACUGGAUAGUUCAAUUCUAGGACCUGUUCUUCCUGCCAUAGCUCGAAGCCUUCACGGUAAUGCAAACGAAACCUUCUGGGCUGGAACAUCCUACCUCGUAACAUGCGCCAUCUUCCAACCAUUCAUCGUAUCACUGUCCGAUGCUUUCGGCCGCCGUCAACUGCUCUUCUCCUCGCUCUUGCUUUUCACGAUCGGAACAGUAUUAUGCUGUCUGGCGGAGAACUUUCGCACUUUGCUUGCGGGCCGCUCAAUACAGGGUGUCGGGGGCGGUGGGGCGUUAUCUUUAGUCCUUGUCAUAAUGACCGACAUAGUACCACUCCGACAACGACCCAAGUACUACAGCCUCAUACAGCUUGCGUGGGCAGUAGGCUUGCUCAGUGGUCCCAUCGCAGGCGGUGGGUUUGCUGAGCAUACCACGUGGAGAUGGAUCUUCUAUAUCAACUUUCCUUUUUGUGGAAUCGGGCUCGCUAUGGUCCCAUUUGUGGUGAGACUGCGAGCGCAACGUGCAAGCCUCCAGGACCGGCUUAUGAAAACUGAUUGGUUGGGAGCUUUUCUGUUCAUAUCAAGCACAUGUAGCUUUCUCAUCGGCAUUACAUGGGGCGGCACACAAUACCCUUGGAACAGUUGGCGAACGAUUGUGCCGAUAGUCCUGGGAGUUGCAGGUAUUGUAGCGACCUUAUGCUGGGAGCGCCAUGGGGCUCCGCAGCCUUUCCUUAGACUCUGGCUGUUCAAAGACCACGCUGCAACAGCGGCGUAUGCAUGUUCCGUGCUGCAGGGUCUGUUGAUGUUCGCCCACCUCUACUACCUUCCUAUGUAUCUUCAGUCAGCACAGGCCUACGGGCCUAUGUUAUCCGGAGUCGGACUCGUCCCCAUCAUCGGCGGCCUCAUACCUACAUCAGUCAUCGUUGGUGGGGUUAUGACGCGAUUGGGUCGCUAUAGAUGGGCGAUCUGGUCUGGUUGGGCCACCAUCAUCGUCUCGACCGGGCUGCUCAUCAUCCUCUCGAGUUCUACACCCACAUAUGGCUGGAUCCUGCUCUUCCUCACAAUCGGACCUAGCCAUGGUCUCGUUUUAACAUCUCUUAACUUCGCGCUGCAGGCGCUCGCCACAGAACGCGACGGCGCGUAUGCCGCUGCUAUGUAUACGUUCAUGAGGACAUUCGGGAUGUGUCUUGGUGUAGCCUUUGGCGGUACCGUGUUCCAAAACAGAAUGCUUGUGCACCUCGCUGCAAAAGGCCUGGACCAGCGCGUCGCUAAAGACGCAGAGGCGUUCAUCCUGGUUCUGAACUCGAUGCCAGACAGUGCAGAAACGGCAUCCUAUCGCGUCGCGUAUGCUGAAGCAUUCCGGAACCUUUUCGAGGUGCUCUUGGGGGUGGCGGUGUUAGCUGGGGUUGCAAGCGCGUUCGUCAAGCACGCGAGUAUGGAUAGGGUUUUGGAUUCCGAGCAUGUAUUCAAGGAGCAGGAGGAGAAGUCUAAGGCAUGA